Molecule: messenger RNA, 2241 nt
Organism: Gryllus bimaculatus (two-spotted cricket)
Lineage: Eukaryota; Metazoa; Arthropoda; Insecta; Orthoptera; Gryllidae
Source: the annotation of a GenBank genome assembly
GGGUUGAACUCGACGGAGCAUGUGCUGGGCGCGAAAUGUUCUUGCCCUACAGGGAUUUUCAUUUGGCUAAUGACCUUGUUGGCCACAAUGGCACAGCGGGGCGCCAGUUCGACAGCCCUGUACCAAAGUGUAUUGGUCACGGUGUGAGCAGACGACGCACAUCCCGCAAAAAUGUGACGCUUUGCUUCGCAGUUCGAAGUCCAGGACGAGGCUCGGACUUUCGGUCGUCGCGUUGGCCGAAAACGCCCUUCUGUUUUAUUAAGUCUGACAUGAAAUUGGAUGUAGAAGGUGGUCCUGGUGGUCAGGGGGCUAUGAUGGGACCUGGGGGUCCUGGGCGUGGAGGUGGUCGUAUCAACAGGUUCAGAGGUGGCAUCGGAGGAGCGGGACGUGAUGAAAGAGGCAUGCGGUCACAGGAUGAUCGUCUCAAUGAAAGACUUGCCGCUCUGCAAGCUCCAACUCAUGAUUUACCUCCACAAGACACACAUGAGAAGAAGUUCUCUGGGCGUUGUCGUUUAUACAUUGGUAAUUUGACUAAUGAUGUGACGGAGGAAGAAAUCAGCCAGUUAUUUGCACCGUAUGGAGAAACAGCAGAAUUGUUUGUCAACAAGGAAAAGAACUUUGCAUUUAUUCGCCUGGAUUAUAGAGCAAAUGCUGAAAAGGCAAAAAGAGAACUCGAUGGAUCUUUGAGAAAAGGUAGAGCUCUUAAAGUGCGCUUUGCCCCUCAUAGUGCUUGCAUUAAGGUGAAGAACCUUACACCUUGGGUUACCAAUGAAUUGCUGGAGAAAGCAUUUUCAGUGUUUGGUGAAGUUGAGCGUGCUGUUAUAAUUGUUGAUGAGAGGGGGAAGUCAAUGGAGGAAGGUAUUGUAGAAUUUGCCCGAAAACCGGGUGCACAGAUGGCAUUGAGGAGGUGUACUGAUGGCUGCUUCUUUCUGACAGCGUCUUUGCGACCUGUAGUUGUGGAACCUUUUGAACAACUUGAUGAUGUUGAUGGUUAUGCUGAAAAGAAUCUUCCAAAGAAAAAUCCAGAAUAUUAUAAGGCUCGGGAGGUUGGUCCUAGAUUUGCUAAUCCUGCAAGUUUUGAGUAUGAAUAUGGUACUCGUUGGAAACAACUAUAUGAACUUCAUAAACAGAAGGAGGAUGCUCUUAAACGGGAGAUGAAAAUGGAAGAAGAAAAACUUGAAGCUCAAAUGGAAUAUGCUCGUUAUGAGCAUGAAACUGAAAUUUUGAGAGAACAACUGAGACAGCGUGAACUUGAUCGUGAACGUCAAAAACGUGAGUGGGAGAUGAAAGAGCGACAAGCAGAAGAACAGAGGAUAGCUGAUGAAGAACGUAUGAGACGUCAACAAGAAGAAAUGCAGUUGCGGAUGCAUCAUCAAGAGGAAGAACUGAGACGCAGGCAACAAGAGAACUCUCUCUUUAUGCAGGCUCAUCAGCUCAACAGCCUGCUUGACCAGCAAGAGCAGGCAUUGAGGCAGACUCCUGCUGGCUAUGAUUCUCCAUCAGCUGAGCAAGCGUUAAGAGAUUAUGAUGCAGUUGGAGCUGGUCCAGGGAAUAUUCCACCGGACCCGAAGUCUUUUAUGGAUGCGUACGACCGUGGAGCUGGACGCUACGAUGGUCGCGGAGACAUGCGUGAGGAAAUGGGGGGUCCUAAUGCCGGGCCACGUGGAGGAAACCCGCGUGGACGCUGGGGCCAGAAUGAACGUAGGGGUGGUGAUGAUUACCCUACCAACAAGAGGCGACGUUAUUAAUAAAAUAUAUCUACAAACCUACUUGCACCAUUAUUUACCCUGAACAGGGUCGUUUAUUUGGUGGAAAAAAAAAUUUUUUUUUGAGACUCAGUAAAUUAACAAUUGUUUUUAUGUAAUUUAGAAUGUAGCUCUUAAUCCUCUAGGGAAGAUUUUUGCCGGUAUUUUGUAAAAAUCAGAUUCAUGAGUAUUAAUUCAGAAUUUUUGAGGUUCUGCCUUCCUUGUGGGGUGGGAGGGAUAUGCAUUCGGUAAGAAGUUAGAUUAGAAUAGUUCAUGUCUUAGUCAAGUAAAUUAGUGUCGAUUGAGAGGUGUCUCCUUGUCGUUAAUGUAUCCUGUGACUUUACAAUCUCUUUGACUUUUUUGCUGAAUGAUCAGCGAUUAUAUAUAUUUUUUUUAGCUUCUCAAUUAUAUAUGGCAAUGCACACAUAAAAAGGUAGAUUGUAUCUUAUUCAUGUAUCACUAAGACAUUUUAUAAAUAAAUUUAAAUGUAAAUUUA